CUCUAAGAAAAUGCAAGGUCUCGCUCUAGCAAGUUGGAAACAGUGUAAGAUGAAAGAGCGAGCAUGAGAGAUCCAGGGACCAGAGUGUUGAGCAAGAUGCUGCUCUCGCUGCUACUGCACUGCUUCUGCGUGGCUACUACAGCUUCUGUAUCUAGUGGAGGUCUCGGUGGAUUAUCAGGCGUGACGAGCGAAGCGCGCCCUGAACGACCAUACUUUGACGACGUGUCGCCGCGGAACGUGACAGCGGUCGUCGGCCAAUCGGUGGUGCUGCGGUGCCGCGCUAAGCACAUUGGGAAUAGGACUGUAUCCUGGAUGCGCAAACGCGACCUUCACAUCCUGACGUCCCACAUCUUCACGUAUACUGGCGACGCGCGCUUCAGCGUGCUCCACCCGGAGCCCUCCGACGACUGGGACCUCAAGGUGGACUACGUGCAGCCGCGCGACGCCGGCGUCUACGAGUGUCAGAUCAAUACGGAGCCGAAGAUCAAUAUGGCGGUGUUUUUGACAGUUGAAGAUGAGUCCUUAACCCCGGCGACCGAGGCCCCGUCCCGCUCCUCAGCGGCCGCAGCCUCCAUCUGGGGUUCUCAAGACGUGUAUGUGAAGAAAGGAAGCACAAUAUCUCUGACUUGUUCUGUGAACGUGCACUCUUCGCCACCGUCGAGCGCGUCCGUGCUCUGGUAUCACGGCAAUUCCGUGGUCGACUUCGACUCGCCCCGCGGCGGCAUCAGCCUCGAGACGGAGAAGACGGAAGGCGGCACCACCAGCAAGCUGCUGGUGACUAAAGCGGCGCUGACCGACUCGGGGAACUACACGUGCGUGCCCAACAACGCGCACCCGGCCUCCGUGUCCGUGCACGUGCUUAAUGGCGAGCACCCAGCCGCCAUGCAAACGAGCAACAGAGCGUCGUCUUACCUCACUGCGCAGCUGAGCUGCGCGGCAGUCACCUAUCUGCUCUCUUCUAUGGCUUGCAGAUGAUCAGCUUAACCGAUACGUUAGAAAAGGACAGAGCUUCUUCUUCGGCUUCGAUUUCGGGAUUCAAUAAUUUUGAAAUUUAAUUGGUUUAUAUUGGAAAUUCAAUUGAUUAAGCGCCACUUGAACCAUGCCACUAACCCGGGGUUAACCGGUAAAACCGUUAACCCAGUAUCAAAUCUAUUGGUAACCAAAACCAUAGUAACUCCAGGUUUAACCUGUUAACCCCGGAAGGCGCAAGUGGCCCUUAGUCAUUGUAUUUUAUUCCGUUCCAGUUGCAAUUUCAUUGAAGUGUUGUUUUAUAAAAUAUAAUUUUGUCAGGUAAUGAGAAACAAAAUCAAUGUUUAAUAAUAACAUUUAAAACUUUCCGAAACCGAAACAUGUUUUAACAAUAUUUAUAAAGUUAAUUUAACUUUACUUCGUUAUUGAAAGCGACGUCAAGUUGUUAAAUACCUAAGUAUCGUUUCCGAGAGGUAAAAGCUUCACUCAUGUGAAAAUUUAAUGUUGUUAAUAUAGACUUAAUUAACAUUAACAUUAGAUAUUACUCAAACCGUUAGGAGAUUGUUAUAAAAUACGUAAUUGUAAGAUCUACUUUAAGGAAGCAAGAAGACAGUAGUAUUUGAUAAUUGAAUUGGAACAUACGUUCAUUUAUGUAAGUUUGAUGUUAUUCCAAUAAUAAUAUUUUGAAGGAAUUACCUGAAAAUAAAUCAUACAUACGUAAUCGUACAGUUAUUAAUCAUUGUUUUAAAACAAUGACGAUUGAGUUGUAUUGCAAUUAUUUCUUGUACCUACCCCCUAACUAAAUAUUUUAUUGUCAUUUUAUGUAGGUAUUUUUUUUAAAUCAAUAUUGUUGUUCAAUUCUGAAUCAUCGAAUUUCUUAAAUAAUUAGAAGAUUUAUAUAAGAAAAUUUUAUUUAGAAUGUCGCACUACUUAUGGAAUUUUGAUAUUCCAGUAAAGGUAAGAUAAAUUCAACUUGGAAGAUUUAGGAUUUAGGAUUCUGAGAUUGCGGGACUUCCAAAAAGUUUUUAAACUCAUAUUUUUCACUUUAACAGAAUUGUCUGCCAUGUUUUGAUCAAGCAUUAAUCUGAAGUACCUAAUCAAUUCGUUAAUUAAUUGGACACUUUACUACAUUUUCAGUUUAAAAGUCAUCAAAUCAAUUAUCUUUGAUAUUCCAGAGUAAAGGUAAAGGUAAGAUAAAUUCAACUUGGAAGAUUUAGGAUUUAGGAUUCUGAGAUUGCGGGACUUAAUUC
Molecule: messenger RNA, 2219 nt
Organism: Cydia fagiglandana
Lineage: Eukaryota; Metazoa; Arthropoda; Insecta; Lepidoptera; Tortricidae
Product: immunoglobulin superfamily DCC subclass member 4-like
Exons: 7
Coding region: 64-975 (303 amino acids)
Biological process (GO): synapse organization
Cellular component (GO): neuron projection membrane
Source: RefSeq, a predicted model, not a curated record